Effrenium voratum is the source of this 1104-nucleotide messenger RNA. The record is from the annotation of a GenBank genome assembly. NCBI's taxonomy places the organism in Eukaryota, Dinophyceae, Suessiales, Symbiodiniaceae.
AUGGUCGCGGAGGGCCCAAAGACAGGUGUGGUGGAAAGCUUCUACGACUUCUUUGCGCAGCUGUACUCAAGCAGCUUCACGGCGAACCAGCCCUGGCCCUCCUCAUUCCUGGGCAGCUCGGCUCUAGAAGGUCCCGUGCCGCGGGGAGACGACCGGGGCCUGGAGAACCAGCCGCCUUGGGAGGCUCCCAACCGCAAGGCCGAGCGUGGCCAGUCUCCCCAACCUCGCGGCUCCCUGGUACCUGGCAACGAGAGGUGUCCCAAGCCACAUCCGCUGGAGUAUGGCUGGCCUGAGGAUGAGUUCCACACACCGAUGAAGCCGCCCAAGGUGACUUCGCCUUCUCCCCACGGCUUCCCAGACCCCAUGGAGCCGAGCGCACGUGGCCGUGAGCCGCAAGCGGCCCGUGAGCUGCAAGCGGCCCGGGAGCCACGGGAGCCCCGAGAGUCCCAGCACGACAGAGAGAGGGAGGCCAAGGAAUGGAUGCGACAGCGGGAGCGUGAGUGCCAGGAGUCAGAGAUGAAGUUCAAAGAGGCGCCACGAUCCCGGCGCGAAGAGGCGAGCCAGGAGCCGCGGCGCAAGGAGCGCAAGGAGCGCAGGGAGCGCAAGGAGGGCGAAGAGCCGUACAAGGCGGAGCCCGAGGAUCUGAUCGACCAGCACGUGGCGUACUUCCUUCGGAAGAAUCCACAGGUGCGGCCGCGCCACAAGAUUCAGCGGCGGAGCCCGGGAGUGUACCUGCUGGACUCUCGGGAUGUGCAGAUCGAGUGGCAGUAUGCCACGGAGCCAGGCGGACAGGGAUUCCUGGUGGUGGUUGACGGUCCGCUGCGGCAGCCGUUCAGUGACUACAUGAUGGACACGGAGGAGAAUGCGACCUACGAUGGCCAAGACAUUGUCCAGAGCAAUCUGCACCUUAUCGCGCGGGACCGGCGCAUCUCCUUCAAUGACACGCACAAGGUGUACAACCGCUUGGAAGCCAUGAAAGUGGCGAAGGAGCAAGCGCUGGUUCGAGAGAAGGCUGCAAGCUAUGUCAAGGAUGGCCGCGACGUGCCACAGGAUCUGAUGGCGCGCUACAAGAAGCCCCCCGACGACAAGGGGGAAGCUGCAUGA